AUGUCACUGUUUCCAUCACUCCCUCUGCUUCUCCUGAUUGUGGUGACAGCAUCGUGUACAGAAACAGAAAACUGUGAGAAUGUGCAAAAGACUUGCCCUGUGAUUGCCUGUGGUUCUUCAGGAAUCAAUGGCCUCCCAGGCAAAGAUAGGCAUGAUGGUGCCAAGGGAGAAAAGGGAGAACCAGGUCAAGGACUCAGAGGCUUUCAGGGCCCUCCUGGAAAGGUAGGACCUCAAGGAAUGCCAGGGCCACCUGGGUUACCAGGACAAGUGGGCCAAAAAGGAGACCCUGGAGAUGAUUUGGGUAACUAUAUUAGCCAGGCUACUUCAGAAAGAGCAGCUCAGCAAUCAGAACUGGACCAGCUCAAAAAAUGGCUGAUCUUCUCUUUGGGCAAAAAAGUUGGGAAAAAGUUUUAUUUUACCAAUGGUGAAAAGAUGACCUUUGAUGAAGUGAAGACUCUGUGUGCCCAGUUCCAGGCCUCUGUGGCCAUUCCUACUAAUGCUGAAGAAAACAAGGCCAUCCAGGAUAUAGCCAGUGGAGGGGCCUUCCUGGGCAUCACAAAUGAGGAGACUGAUGGCCAGUCUGUGGCUCUGACAGGAAAGAGGGUGACCUACCAAAAUUGGCAUGAUGGUGCUGGUUCUGAGGAACAUUGUGUGACACUCCUGGUGGACGGCACAUGGAAUGACAUCACCUGUUCUGCCUCCUUUUUGGCUGUCUGCAAAUACUCUGCCUGA
This is a messenger RNA of Delphinapterus leucas (beluga whale), 732 nucleotides long. The record is from RefSeq and is a predicted model, not a curated record. NCBI's taxonomy places the organism in Eukaryota, Metazoa, Chordata, Mammalia, Artiodactyla, Monodontidae.